AUGCUCAACCGACUCCGCCAGUCGGUGUACCACGCCCCGUCGGCGUCCCUCCCCGGCAGCAGCAGCGAGGACGCACGCUCACCAACGCGCAUCAAGACGUGGCCCACGCUACCUGGACUGUGGGGGGAAAGCGGCGGCAGCAUGUCGUCUCCAGCAUCGUCCUCAUCAACACCACGGCCGAGCCGCACGCCGCACGGCUCCGUGUCUGCUUCGGCCCCAGCAAGCCCACGACCACCACGGCCUGACCCGGCGACCGCGGCCGCAAUGCAGCACUUUGCGCGCGAGCUCGCGUCAAUCAAGUCGGCGCUCGAGGCGCGUGACGACGAGUGCGAGGCCCUCAAACGCCAGUUGGAACAGGUCGACAGCUACAAGGCGCAGCUCGAGGCCGAGCUCCCGUCGUCGUGGCUGAGCACGGCGCGCGCGCAGCAGGAGCUCAUGUCGCACCAGUCUGCAUCGCACGCGGGCAGCGCGUCAGACGAGAUGAUCCAAGCGCUGCAGGACAUGCUGGACACGGUGCCCGAGGGCGUCACGAUCGGGAACCACGGCCCGCUGCUGGUGCUCUUUGAGCGCGAGGUGGCGCGCCGCGAGGCGGCCGACCGCAAGGUCGCGCGCGAGAUAUACCGCCGCGUCACUGUCGAGGGCCAGCUCGCCGUCGCGCAGCACCGCGCCGCUGUCCUCGAGCGCCAGGUGAACGUGCGCGAUGCGCAGCUCGAGGUCGCCGAGCUCCGCCAGGCGGCCGCAGAGCGCGACAAGACGCGCGCAGAGCACGACCUCGUGCUCAUCAAGUCGCAGUUCGACUUUAUCGAGGCCCGUCUCCGCGGAUACAUGGUGCAGGAGCGCACGACGCGACCAGGACCAGUUGCAUGUACCUACCCCUAG
This is a messenger RNA of Vanrija pseudolonga, 879 nucleotides long. RefSeq lists its product as uncharacterized. The transcript has 4 exons. Lineage: Eukaryota; Fungi; Basidiomycota; Tremellomycetes; Trichosporonales; Trichosporonaceae. The record is from RefSeq and is a predicted model, not a curated record. Bases 1 to 879 code for a protein of 292 amino acids.